This is a messenger RNA of Colletotrichum lupini, 1362 nucleotides long. RefSeq lists its product as uncharacterized. The transcript is spliced from 8 exons. The record is from RefSeq and is a predicted model, not a curated record. Bases 1 to 1362 code for a protein of 453 amino acids. NCBI's taxonomy places the organism in Eukaryota, Fungi, Ascomycota, Sordariomycetes, Glomerellales, Glomerellaceae.
AUGCAAAAGAGCGGGAACGAAGGAGAGACGCAGAUGAGCAGAGGGACCACUGGUCCUGGUCUCCGCUCCUUCGGCCCAGCUGAGCCACUAGGCCCUUUCUGGGACCGAAGGUGGAUCCACUGCUCCACGAAUGAGGGUGCUCUAACCCGAUCCAUCACCGGCAGCUCACCGGGGCCCGGAGCUGCGGGAGGACCCUACUGCCGUACCGGUGACCGUGAGGCGCUUUAUCAAUGCAACGCCAACCCGACUAAAGCUCAUACCAGCGAACCGGCCCGAGCCCCAAGACCCUUGAUGAUUGACCGUCAUCCAACAUCCCUCAGGAUUGCAUCCCGCUCCCCGUCGAUAUCAAAACCCCCAGCAGUCAUAACAUCAAGCCUCGAGUGUACCUUGACUCAAACCAACCUCCCACACUCCGCCACUCCGCGUCCUGUCGUUCUUCGCAUUACGAACCGCCUCCAAGCAUCUAGCUGCAUGCAUGUAUCAGAGGACAAUCGCUCCCCGGAUCUACCAGAAAACACCAACGCCAACCUCGUUUCUCUACCACGAUUACAAUGUCGAGUCUGGCAAGCUGAUCAUCACGCCUCCUCUCUCGUCACUUACACGCACAACGUAAGGAUACAUCUGUCCGUCUGUUUGCAAGUCCAAGACUCCAAGUUGGCACAGCUCAGACCACAAACCCCGUUCGGCGCGGAAGCUAAACGGGUCCAUGCCGCCCGGCACGGCCUCCCCGCCGACGCCGGUGUCCAGGGUCACAUAUUGCCACUCGCCUCAGGGGGAGAAAAAGAGGAAACGGCUGGUUUUGCUGGAUUAUAUGCCGCUUCCGUCGGCAUCCUGCCGUCAUUCCUAGCCUGCUCCAUUCCUCCUCUAGGCAUCUUGGCCGACACUACACAAGGGCCGGUGGUUUCUUUCGCGACCCCGUUGAUAACUAGCGAAAUUGAAGGCAGAAUAUCCAACUACAACAGGCCGGCUAUAGCAUCGUUGGUCAUCCUGUUCACGAUCCACCCCGACACGAAACUAGCUCUCACACCUCGAAACAAUGAUUCAGGAUCCCGAGUCCGAAGUUGGCACGGCACCCUCGUCACAGACAGAAGCACGUUCCAAUUCUGCCCGGGUAAACCCAGUGAGUCGCGUGCCGGGACGAGCCCCCUUCUUCCACUGCGUCCUCCAAUCUGCUUGGGAUCCCACCACUUCAAGUCGAUACAGUGGGAUAAUUCAGCCAAGAUUCGAAACCACCUUCUACCGGACUCUAACGUUCUUCCAGAAUUCCGCUCUUUUCGCAUCCUUGCUUCCCUGUGCUCAUGGGCUUUAUUCCCAGCACCGGCCUGUCUGGUCGCGCCCUGGAGUUUGCCUUACCCGUACUGA